Dendronephthya gigantea is the source of this 1111-nucleotide messenger RNA. RefSeq names its product coiled-coil domain-containing protein 166-like. The transcript is spliced from 7 exons. Bases 104 to 1006 code for a protein of 300 amino acids. The record is from RefSeq and is a predicted model, not a curated record. NCBI's taxonomy places the organism in Eukaryota, Metazoa, Cnidaria, Anthozoa, Malacalcyonacea, Nephtheidae.
UGUUACCAAGGCAACGUAUAUCACGAAAACAAGAUGGAAGACAAAGAUAGGAGUUUGAUGCCAAAAAGGUUUUACAAAGUUUUUUGAGUUUUGUAUUCCAAAUAUGCCGCCGAAGAAGAAAGGAAAGGCGAAGAAGGGCAAUGCCAACGCCGAAGGUGACGACGACAGGGCUGAUUCAAAGCCGACAGAGCGAGAAAUAUUGUUAUCACAACAGUUAGUACAAAGACUUGAAGCAAUAACUGAAGAAUUAAAGGAGGUGAAGAGAAAUGUUGAUGAACUUCGAAAAGAAAAUGAAUGGCUGCAGGAGGAAGCACAGAACACAAGACGAGAAAGUCACGAGUACAUGGCUUACAUGUCAAGAAAGACACAGAAAAGACAAUCAGCAAUUGUAUCGCUCAAUGAUAAUAAUCAAAGUGAACUAAGCAAAAUUCAAAAACAAAAGGAGGAAAUGAUUGCAUAUUAUGAACAGCUGAAAAAUGAGCUAAAAGACCAGAUGCUUGAGAAAGAAACAGAAUUGUCAACAGCCAAAAAAGAGCUCACAGAACUUGAACAAUAUCAGCAUCUACAACACGAUCAAGAAGCUGAAAUUAAAUCAUUGGAGGAUGAAGUUCAACAGAUGCGUGCAAAACAUUCAGAAUCCAUUCAAAAACUCAAGGCACAGUUUCUGCGAGAAAAGAAACAAUUUCAGGAUCAAUCAGAUGCCAGAAUUGAAACGAUGACAAAAGAAGCUAAUCAGGAAGCAAAACAAUCAAUGAUCACCCAUACACAAUGUGUAAAAGAAGAGAACCAAAAAUUACGAAAAGAACUGCUAGCAUUGAUCAGGAGAACUCGAGGGCUUCAUGAGAAACGACAACAGCUGGAAGAACAACAUAAAACAUUAAAGAGAGACUUGCAAUAUGGCAAGGAUUUGAGCAGGAUUCAAGGAACAAGGCAAAAUAGAUUGUACAAGUCUUUUGGAAUCGAUGAAAAGACAACAUAUUCAAAUAAUAUAAAUCAUAGAAUUUGAAAAAUGUUGAAUUUUAUUGUUGAAUGAUGUAUUCAUGUUUUGGGGUUUGCAUGGAAAAUUAGAAACAUAUUUACAAAAAAUGUGAGUAUUUUCUAACUAAAGGCA